AACUAUAGGUUAUCUAUGGACGUUACGUACGGGGGGGUGUACGGCACUUCCGGGCCUGACCGUGCGGGGGGAGGCGUCGAGGUGGGCGCAGCAUCCAGAGAUACAAAGAAGACGGCAACAAUGGCCGAUAUAUCGCUGUAUCUCACUACCGUUAAUGUGUCGAUAGGACAGACCAUGGACGUGGAGCAGACUCAGAGCCCGGGUAGAGACUUUGAGAGUGUGGAGCUGGGGGAGCUGGACAGGAGAGAGGAGCAGCAGCAGCAGAGGGAGAAGGCUCCUCGCAGGAUUAUCCAUUUCUCCAGCGGGGAGACCAUGGAGGAGUACAGCACGGACGAGGAGGAGGGAGAGGACAAGGAGCCGGAGAGGAAAGACCUGCUGUCCUCCCCAGUCGAUGCGGUGAGGUCUAAGCUGACCUGGGGUCCAUACUUCUGGUUUCACAUGUGGAGAGCGGCCACGUCCACCAUCUCAGCCUGUGACUACCUGGGGGAGAGGAUGGCCUCCCUCUUUGGGAUAACGUCAGCCAAAUAUCAGUACGCUAUCGACGAGUACUACAGGAUGAAGAAAGAGAGGGAGGAAGAGAAGGAGGAAAACCGCCUGUCGGAGGAAGCAGAGCGAUCCUUUGACCAGCUACAGGCCCAGGGAGAUGAAGACGAAGCGAUCACCGCGGCAGACGCGCUGGAGGUGGCCGCUGCUCGCCCUGAUGUGAUCUAUCAGGUUGAGAAUGAAAACCAGGCUCCGUCGAGCACCAUAAUAGUCCCUGCCAUUGUCACGGCAACCUAACCCUAUCCCUAGAAAUGUGUUGUUGUUAAAGAAGGAACCCCGUCUUGUUUCACCAAGCACCGUUUGAUUUGUGUACGACACAGCUUUAGAUGGGCAGUGCUGCUGUAUUGUGGUUGUUUGGCAAAGACCAGUAGUGGUGGAAUGACUCCUCUGGCUACUAAGUGUCCCUUUGCAACAGUGUAGCAACUGAUAAAGUAACUACUGAUAAUGGAGCAACAUAUUUGGAUGGCAGGUGUCGUGAAAAACAUACAAUAUGACAGAAAAUGUUACAUUAUUAUCUGCGAAUGCACAGUCUAGUUGAAGUUGUUAGCGCGUUGAUAGCUGUUUUAUCAGUUGCCACAGCAGCCUCCCGAAUCUGAACGACUGCUAUGGAGUGAAGGUUAAAUGUCGCUCCCCUGUGCCUCUGACAGACCAGACACUGUGCCUAAAUCACCAAUACAGCCAAGUCAGUGACAGAUCUGGACACUGCAUGUAUUUGAAAAUGAUUGACUGGUCAACUGAUUGAUUUCAAAUAUUUGACGGAUGAUGUACAACAGCUGUUUUCGUCCAGGUCUGGUCAAACUGGUGCAUUCUCGAUACACCCGGCUGCACCAAAGAGCUGGCUAUUUUAACACUCCCUCACCUGUUCAUUUGCUCCAUGUGUUGUUGUAUUAAUGCUUAUUAAGCUCGCAUUGCACUCAG
Molecule: messenger RNA, 1461 nt
Organism: Morone saxatilis (striped sea-bass)
Lineage: Eukaryota; Metazoa; Chordata; Actinopteri; Moronidae
Product: protein FAM177A1-like
Source: RefSeq, a predicted model, not a curated record